UAUUUUUCCUAUCUCUUCACUAGAGGGGAGGUGAAGGAAGGAAAAACAAAAGACAGUUACAUAAGAGCGCAAACAAACGGGCCUUAAACAAGUCUUUCACAUCUCGCAAACUCAGAAAAACGCACGUGUAGCUUUUACAGAAGAAGGUUCGGAAAGCACACAAAGCCCUUCAUCUUAAUCCUUGUUUGGUUAACAGAAGUAGCUUCAAGCAUUGGCCUCGUUUCACUCAGAUGAAUAUAUUGCCUGGAAAUAAGGGUUUUAGGUUUUGAGUUGAAGAUCCUGCAUUCUGUCAUCUGGGUUCUGCUGGAGAAUUCGAGGUUUCAAUGUGGAUCUGAUUUUGGUGAAUUAUAAGACAAGAAGUGGAGGGAAAAAAGAUGUUGCCCAAUCAAAGCUAUUCUCGUAUUGACACUUCAGAGCUAAAAUUUACAAUUGUUCAAAAAAUUGGGCAUCAGAGAGCUGAGAAAUACUUUGAUCUGACCAGAAGAUUGUUUGGUUUGAAGAUUAGCAAGUGUGACUUCAACAAAUUCUGCAUUCGGACUAUUGGGAGGGAAAAUGUCCAUCUUCAUAACAAGCUUAUUAGGUCAAUUAUCAAGAAUGCUUGCCUUGCAAGAACUCCACCACUGACAGGUAUUAGGAAAACGGGAGGUGCCCUCAAUGCUAAAGUUGUAAUUGGCUAUCAGAAGAGUUGUGCUCAACCGCUUUACGGGGAUACAUUUCCUCAAUGCCCUCGCAAGGGCCGGUCUGCUGUUAAUCGAGAUCGUAAGUUUCGGGAUCGUCCAAGUCCUUUGGGGCCAAAUGGAAAGCCCCAAAAUAUUGCAUAUGAGGAAUUGAUUUCCAAAGCACAUGAGCAGCAAAGUCCUACUGAGUUGCUUUCUCUUGACAGCAGGCCUCCCAUUGAAGUUGCCUCUGAGGAUGGAGAAGAAGUUGAACAGGUUGCAGGGAGCCCAGCUAUUCAAAGUAGAAGCCCAGUAACAGCUCCCUUUGGUAUAUCCAUGCAUUUGGUUGGAUCACGUAAAGCUUUUCCUAAUGUAUCAGUGUGUGGUGGUACAUACCACCGUGAAACCUGUCAAAACUGUGGUGAGCUACCUGAUACAAAAUCGUUAAGAAGUCAUUUGGAGCGUAAGUUGGAGAUGGAGGGUAUUGGUGUUUCUGUAGACUGUGUUAACCUCUUGAACAAUGGGUUAGAUACUUUCCUGAAGAGAUUACUGGAACCUUGUAUUCGAUUAGCUGGGACAAGGCAUGGGGAUGAGCACUUAAAACAACUAAACAGUCUGUAUAUAUGUGGUUCAAAUGGGACAUUGCGUGGGGGACAUAUGCAAAGAGAAACAAAAUCUACUUAUGCAUCCAUGUUAGAUUUUUGUGCAGCAGUGGAGUUAAAUCCGCAAAUACUUGGCGAAAAUUGGCCCAUACAGCUUGAGAAGAUUGUCGUACGUGCUUCUGAAGAGUGAAAAAAAAAACCUUUUAUACGCACAUUCAGCAGUUGAUGAGAUCAAGGGACGUGAAACUUACACCCUCAAUUAUUCAUAGUUCAGUUUUUUGAUCAUUUGACCUCACAUGGAUUUGUAGGCUUUGCCUCUUCAAGGUUUUAAGCAUUGACAUAAGAAAAAUUUGUGGAUUCUGUGGGAAGUUUGGGUAAAGCUCAUUAGGUUGCAUAGGCUUGAUAGUCAUUCUUAAGAGGGCAUGUUAAUACAGUAAUAUGUUAACGUUUUCAUACAAGACCUCACUGUUUGAAGGUUUGGACACUACUUUCAAUUAAUUUUAUUUUGUUCUCUAUUUUCGCAUAUUCAACGUUCAUAAUUGCACAGUGACUUCAGUUAUCAAUUAGACAGUUACAAAUCUUUAGAAAGUUUGAACUUCAAAUGGAUUUUACUUUUCUUGCUCACCCUAUUUUAACUGGACUAUUCAUUCUUCUCAAUUGAUGAAACUUGUCAGUGCAGUGUGGAGAAGGAAAGAGAAGGUGGGUAAGUUGGUUCCGCUCAGCUUUGUCGGCUAUAUAAUUUCAAAGAAAUUUCUUUUGAUUAAAUAGUUUUGAAGAGGUACUCUUAAUUGGUUGUGAACAGUGGAAGGCGCACAGCCAGAUCUGAAGCCUCAGCUCAAUAUCAAAGACCAGAAGGCAUUGUUUGAAGAAUGCUGACCUGACUACUAACAUAGUUAGUGGUUAGAAUGUUGUUAUAUUGCAUAGGUAGGGUUUGUUCUGAGGCUUGCUUCACUGAGCCCAAGAUGAGCUAUGUUUUAAAUAUCAGAUUGUAUUACUGAAUUUUUUGUUGAUUGACGAUUGACAAAAUCCAAUUCAUUAUAGAA
Prunus dulcis (almond) is the source of this 2301-nucleotide messenger RNA. RefSeq lists its product as uncharacterized. Gene Ontology annotation, molecular function: transcription coactivator activity. The coding region runs from base 375 to 1448 and encodes 357 amino acids. The transcript is spliced from 2 exons. The record is from RefSeq and is a predicted model, not a curated record. Gene Ontology annotation, cellular component: SAGA complex. NCBI's taxonomy places the organism in Eukaryota, Viridiplantae, Streptophyta, Magnoliopsida, Rosales, Rosaceae. Gene Ontology annotation, biological process: regulation of transcription by RNA polymerase II.